AUGGAAACCCUUCCCCAGUCAACCGAUCCCCUGUCCCUCCGUCCGGGAGCGUUUCCGAGCCUGACUUCUGACCGUGGGAGCCCCGUGCCUGGUGGUCCAGAUUCGUCGUAUCAGCAUCCGCCGCAGCGGUCCCCGCACCACGAGGGGGAGCCUGGCGCCUCAGGGUACCCGCAGUGGGGGGGACAGGGGCCAGGGGGCCCGCGCGAAGGCCCGCGAGGGGGGCCGUACGGGGGGACGCCGCCAGGCGGUUCGCUGCGGAGCUCGCCUAACCCCUCUGCGUGGUCGACCUCCACCGUGCGUCCCUUUCCCUGGCCCUUUCCCCUCUCGUCCCUCUCCUCGUCCCUCUCCUCGUCCCGCUUCUCGUCCCUCUCCUCGUCCCGCUUCUCGUCCCUCUCCUCGUCCCGCUUCUCGUCCCUCUCCUCGUCCCGCUUCUCGUCCCUCUCCUCGUCCCGCUUCUCGUCCCUCUCCUCGUCCCGCUUCUCGUCCCUCUCCCUCUAUCGUCCUUCUCCCUGUCCCGAUCCUCGUCCCUCUCUCCCCGUCCCUCCCUCGACCCUCACCUGCAUCGCUCCCCGUGUCCCUCUCCUGCGUCCCUCUUCCGAGUCGUUCGCCGGUUCGUCUCCUUCUCGUCGAACCCCCUCCUUCAAAUCCAUGUCCCUGAUUUCUCGGGACCGUCAUGGCGAAUCGGACGGCAAAGGAGGGCAGUUCCAUCUGUCGGCGGGAGAUUUUCCAUCGCUGGGGUCCGAACAGGCCAAGCAGCAGCAGUUGCAGCAGCAACAGCAGGAGCAGCAGGGGCAGCAAGGCCAACAGCAGCAGCAGCAGCAGCAGCAGCAGCAGCAGCAGCAAGAGGGCUCGCGUCAUCCUAGUGAGCAGGACGGCGCGGGGUAUUACCGAGGGAGGGACGACGGGCAGGAGCACGGAGAGCACGGGCAGCGUGGUGAAGGUGCGUGUUCCUUUGGAAGGGGUUUGAUGGGAGGGGGUUUGUGGGCAGUGGGAAGGGUUGAGGGGGAGGGGUUUGAUGGGAGGGGGUUUGUGGGCACUGGGAAGGGGCCCAUGGGAUGGGACCAGGGCAUGGGGCGCAGGCCUGGCGCGGGGCCGGAGCAGAUGAUGCCUGCGCGCUGGCAUCCGCACCCCCCCGGCGCUGGGGGCGCGGGCUUUGAGGACCCCCCCCCGCACGGCCUCUGGCCCGCGCACAGGGCGGACCGUAUGCCUCCCCCUCCUGGGGACACAUGGCACCGCGGCGGCCCUGAUGGUGACACGUGGCGUCAUGGAUCUGGUGGGAGCGGUGGGGACGGGGGUGGCGGAGGUGGAGGCGGAGGAGCGGGGGCGUCGUGGCGGAGGGGUGAGGUUGGUGUUGGGAGGUCCCCGCCUCCGCCGGGUGCGGGCGCGGGGGCGGAGAUGUGGCGGGAGAGGGGUCCGGAGAGUGAGAACUGGCGCGCGGGGGGACCAGCAGGAACAGGACCAGGCGCGGGUGGCGCAGCAGGAGGGGGAGGGCCGGGGGAGAACUGGCGGGGGCCGCCAGGGAUGGCCCCGCCAAUGGGGUAUGGGCGUGGCGGGGGACACCCAAUGUACCGCGGACCAGAAGGCCCGGAGUUCGGAUUUGCGCACGGGGCGGGGCGCGGGGGGCCUCCGCCUGGGGCAAUGUACGACGGGCCCAUGCGCCCGGGGAUGUUGCCCCCGCACGGCUACGGCAUGCACAUGGAUCCGCGGGGAGGGGGGAGGUUUGGCGCGCGGUAUGGCCCUGGGCAUGGGCCGGGCGCGGGGAUUCCCCAUGGUCCGCAAGGGAGAGGCGCAGGUCCGCAGUUUGACAUGCCCCCCGGAAUGUUCCCCCCUCCGCCGCCGUUUGACCACUUCCAUGCGCCGCUGGGGCAGGGCCGCCCGCCUUUCCGGCCCAUGGGCGCGCACGAGUUUAUGGGCGCGGGGCGGGGAGGCCCGCAAGGGUUUGACGGGCGCGGGGGCAUGGCGCGGGAGCAUGCGGGGCGCGGGCAUGGCCGUCCGCCCAUGGAGCCGUACGGUCCGCGCGGGGAAAUUGGCGCAGGGGAUGGAUGGCAGGGGCAGCUAUCUGCGGGGGGGGCGGCGGACGAGGGGAAGCGGAGGGGAGGGGAAUCCGGAGAGGCACAAGAAGGUAGUGAGGGACAGCGGAAGGUGCAGGAGCAGUCUCAGCAGCAGCAGCAGGAGCAGCAGUCACAGUCGCAGCAGCAACAGCAGCAGCAGCAUCAGUCACAAUCGCAUCGACCAUACCACAAGGAUCACCACAUUGGGAUCGACUGGGCUUCAGCAGAAAGUGAAACCAUGGAUUUCUCAAAACCCGCUUUUGAGGAUGACCCGUUUCUGGGUAGAGCACCUGAGGGGACCCCGCGCGGGGCAGAUGGCGGGAAGGGGGAGCAGGGGGGUCGGGAAACUGGGCGGGGCGCGGAAAGCGCUGGAAGAACGCAGCCGGAGCAGGUGCGCAUUCUGAAGCGGCCGGAAGGAGGGGCGCCCGGCGGAGAGGCUGUGGCGCAAGGGGUUAGUGCGGGCAGUGGGAUUGCAGGUGUGGCUGCGCAGGUCGCAUCUGGGCAGGUCGCAUCUGGGCCGGUGCCAUCUGCGCAGGCAGCAGCAGGUGGGCAUGUAGCGGGUGUGACCGGUCCGAGCGCAGGGCUGGGGAGGGAGGUCCUCGUUAAGAGCCCGCGGCCGUUCAGCCGAGGCCCCCUGCGGUCGCCGCGGGAGGUACCUCAAAGGAGGGCCUCUCCCGCUCCUGAUCCCAGUGCCGCACCUGGUUCCGCGCCUGCUGGUUCCGCGGCUGCCGCAUCUGGUUCCGCGCCUGCUGCCGCGCCUGCCAUGGGCCCUUCUGCUGGUACUGCGGCGCCUAGUGGCAGUGCUGGUGAGGGAGGUUCCGCGGCGGGGGCAGGGCAGACAGUGGCAGUAAAGCCGAUCCAUGCAGGCGCGCAGGAACAGGGUCCGGGGAGUGGAAUUGCUGCCGCUGGCGGAGCUGGGGCGGGACGGGGCCGCGGGCGCGGAAGAGAGCAAGGCAGGCUGAGGGGGGCGGGGGAGGCGGACGGGCGGUGGAUCCCCGCGCGGCAGCAGGGGGAGGCUCAGGGCAGGGGGGAUGGGGGCGCGGGCAGAGGAAUGGGCGGAAGGGAGGGGCCUGUGCAGGGCCGGAGGGGGGCGGUUGGUAGAGUGGCGGAGAGGGAAGAGCAGGGGCAGCAGAGAGGGGGGACAGGGCAGGUCGGGCAGGUGGGUACCGGGGCGAGUAUGGCAGGUGGCAUGCCAGGGCAGGGAUUUGGGCCGGAAGCUUCGAAUGCAGGGGCAGCUGCUGGCUCUGCUGCGUCAGGCAUAGCACAGAAAUCUACGGAAGGAUCAGUGGGAGGUGUGACAGGAGGAGGAGCAGCAGUGGCAGCAGCAGGCGCAGGUGGAAACGCAGGUGGAAACGUCAAAGCGGAGCCACUACUCCCCGCGCCUACGUCCGUUCCGCGGAUCAUCAUGGGCCCCCCAAUCCCCCAGUUCCUCGCCCCUGUCGGGCCUCCCCACGGGAUGCGCCAUCCGCAGUUCUUCCCCCACCCGCCCUUCCCCAUGCAGCACAACCUUCCGCCUAACCUUCCGCCCAACAUGCCCCCUAACGCUCCCCCUGGCGCGCGCCCCCCGUCGUUACUCCCCGGACAGCAGGUGCUGCCGCUGCACCUGCUUCCGCCAGGCCAUGCGCCCCCGCACCAACCUCCCCCAGGCGCGCAUCCGCACGCCCAUCCCCAUGCGCCCCCGCUCCCCCAGCAGCACGCGCAAGGCUCCAAAGACAGCCUGCUUGCGCUACCCGCGGGAGGGCCCGCCGGUUUCCUCGCGGGGAUGCCUGCGCCAGGGGCGUGGGGGGCCCCUGGGGCACCGGGGGGACAUGGGGGACCGGGGGGAUCAGGGGAAGGAGCAGCUGGGGGCCAGGUAGCACCUGGACAGGCGGUAUCUGUGAAUGAGAGGGCCAAGGGAGGGGCUGGGACGGGAUGGGGCGGGGAGAUGGCAGGACAAGGCGGGGCAGGGAGAGGAGCAGCAGAAGGAGUGGGAAGCGGUGGAGUGGUGUCUAGUGUAGGAUAUGUGGAGGCAGGAGGCGUGGGGUCUGUUGGAAGCUCAAGAAAAGAAGUGGUAUCCACUCUCCCUCAGCAGCACACAGUGCUGCAUCCAGCACCAGCAUCAGUUGCCGAACCACAUGCGCCUUACGGGCCUCAUUCCGGGCCUCAUUCCGGGCCUCCACCCCCCACUGCUGCUAUCUCGGUUACCGGACCUGCUGCCCCUGCUCUCGUACCUAAUGACGCGAGUGCAGGAGAUAAGGGGGAGGUUGGGGAAGGAGCAGGUGGGGGGAGUAGAGGGAGGGGGAGGAAGCGGGGAGGGCAGAGGAGGAAGGGCGGAAGGGGGAAGGGAGGGGCGGAAGGUGACGUGGGGGGAGGAGAGGGGGCGGUUGAGGGAGAUGCGCCUGGUGUUGUUUCUGGGGGUGGUGGGAGUGCUGUUGGGGGUGGUGGUGGAGUAUUGGGAGGAGGAGGUAGUGCUGGGGGGAAUCAUUUUGGUGUGUCGCAGCAGCAGCAGGUGCAGCAGCAGCAGCAACAGCAGCACCAGGUGCAGCAGCAGCAGCAACAGCAGCACCAGGUGCAGCAGCAGCUGCAGCAACAGCAGCAGCAGCAGCAGCAGCAGCAGCAGCAGCAGCAGCAGCAGCAGCAGCAGCAGCAGCAGCAGCAGCAGCAGCAGCAGCAGCAGCAGCAGCAGCAGCAGCAGCAGCAGCAGCAGCAGCAGCAGCAGCAGCAGCAGCAGCAGCAGCAGCAGCAGCAGCAGCAGCAGCAGCAGCAGGUGGCGCAGCAACAGGUGCAGAGUUCAGGACACGGGCAGGAACAGGGGCAAGGGCUAGGCCAGGGGCAGGGACCGGGGCCGCGGCAGCAGAGGGGUGUGCGGGCACAGGGGCAACAACCGCAGCAAGGGCAGCACGGGCAGCAGCAUGGGCAGCAGGAGAAGGGGCGGUCAGAGAGCGACCAGCAGAAGUCUGCAGCAGCCGCUGCUGCUGCUGCCGCUGCUGCCAAGGUAGCCCUCUCGGGCAUGCGAGGGGGAGCUGCGGCAGGGAGGGAGGUCAGGGAGGGAGGGGGUGGCGUUGGUGGUGCAGGAGCGGGCGAGGGGCCGGCAGGGGCUGUGGCAGCAGGGGGCGCGGGAGCAGCAGGGAGUGUGGGAGCAGGAGUAGUGAGUGCAGGAGCGGGUGUUGGAGGGUCAGGUGUAGGAAUCCCCGCUGGUGGAAACACAGUGGGUGGGGCAGCAGCAGGUGGGGCAGCUGCGGGUGGGGCGCCAGUGGGUGGGGCAGCAACGGCUGGGCAGGUGACAAGGGAGCUGGGUGGACAGCGGGGAGCAUGGCAGGGAGCGCCUGGCAGCGUCGCUGCUAUAGUGAGUGGGGGCCCUGCUGCUGCCACACCCGCUGCACCAGCAUCAGCAGCAGCAGCAGCCGCACAGGGAGCAGCAGGAGCUACAGCAGCAGUGGCAGCGGCGGCAGUGGCGGCAGCAGCAGUGGCAAGCUCACAGGGGGGUCAUGCCGCAGUGGUAGGCGGGAUGGGUCCUCCUGGUAUGCUUAUGAACGCAUGGGGGCGGCCAAGAGAGGGGCUGAUUCACAUCACCCCUCCUGCUGGGCACACGGGGGGGAGUGGAGCAGCGGGCAUGGGGGGGCAAGGAGGGGGUGGGCGGAGGCAUGGGGGAAGGCGAGGAGGGUCAGGGGGGAGGGGAACUAGUCAGGGAGGAAGUAAUGGAGGGGAGGUGGGUGGGGGUGGGGGAAUCGGAAGCGCCCCUUCUGCAGCUGCGUCUGCAUCCUCUGGUGGCAGUGUGAGUGGAGCGAGUGGGGUGAGCAAAGGUAUCACUGCUUCUGCUGCACCGGGCACAUCAACUGCUGGGAGGAAGGCAGAGCCUGGUGCUGGUGGGGUGGCAGGUGGCGUGAAGGCAACUGGAUGGGGCAGUGCGGGUCCAACUGGGGUGCCCACUGGUGUGAAAGCAACUGCAGCGCUGCAGCCAGCUGCUGCGGCAACAGCAGCUGUUGCAUCAUCUGCCAAGCCUGUCACCCAGCCUAGACCAGGCUCGGCCGGUCCUGGCCCUGCUCCUCCUGGCUCGGCAGCAGCUAGUACUGCCGGGCCUGUUAUUCCCGCUGGUGGGUCUGGUGUGAGCAGCACAAGUGCUGGAGCCGCGGCUGCUGUUGCUGUUACUGCUGCGGCUGCUGCCGCUGCUGCUGCUGCUUCUGGUGCUGCCUCCUCGUCAGCUUCUGUCUCGGCUCGCAUUCGCGAUGCGCCUUUGCAAGGGGGGGUGGGAAUGGGGAGGGGUGUGAGGGGCGGGAUUGUCUGGGGCGGGCGUGGCAGAGGCUCGGUGGGAGGCUUGGGAGGUGGUCCGGGAGGAGGUCCGGGUGUACCAGCGAGAGGUUCGGAACGGCCUCGGGAGGUGAUUAAUGCAACGGGAGGGGCGCUGCCUCGGUCUCUCAGACAGGAUGGGGGAGCGGGGGGCCUUGGGGGAGUUGCUGGAAAAGGGGGAGCUGGCAAGGGUUGA
This is a messenger RNA of Closterium sp. Naga37s-1, 6513 nucleotides long. The record is from the annotation of a GenBank genome assembly. Lineage: Eukaryota; Viridiplantae; Streptophyta; Zygnematophyceae; Desmidiales; Closteriaceae.